GGUAACGCGAACAGUGCUGAUAUUAGUUAAUAGAAUCGUUAAAUUCAUUAAUUUGAAUUGUAAUUGCAGCUAUACGUCAGCAAAUCAAAGAAAGGGUUCUUUAAAUGAAUAAUAUUCACUUUUAUUUUGUAGCUGUCCCGCAGUGCAGCUUGUCACGAUGAUAAAGUUAUAAUGUUGCUGUGGAAACCUGUGACAUUCACGGCUUGCUGGUUUAUUUUAAUAUAGCGAAUUUGCCCCGGUAAGGGGUUUAAAAUGGUUGUAGAGGUGGAGAGCUUUUAUGGGGUGUACAUGCUGUACUGCACCAACCCCAAAUUUAAGGGGCGCAUUUACAUCGGAUUCACUGUAAACCCUGAGCGGAGGAUCGGACAACACAACGGCGGGAAACACAAAGGGGGAGCCAAGAAGACCAGCGGGAGAGGACCCUGGGAGAUGGUGCUAAUCAUUCAUGGCUUUCCGUCUGAUAUUGCUGCUCUACGGUUUGAGUGGGCGUGGCAGCAUCCACAUAUCUCUCGCCGGCUCUCCCACGUGACCCGGCGCACACGAAAAGAGUCCAGUCUGCAGUUUCACUGGCGUGUGCUUUCAAACAUGCUGCGGGUGGCGCCAUGGAGUCGCCUACCCCUGACUGUGCGCUGGCUGAGGCAGGAAUACCGUCUGGAGUUUGAGCCACAGCUGCAACCGCCUCUGCACAUCCCUCUGACCUUUGGCUGUGUACGAGCUAAAAAGAAACAACAGCAAGAAGACAAGCAACAAGAGGAGAUCCAGCUGGACCGGUGUCUGCUGUGUAGAGGGAUUGUGCAGACUGCAGAUAGACUGUCUUGCUUCCAUCCCUCCUGUAAGAUGGUCUGUCAUCUGACUUGCUUGGCAAAACAUUUCUUAAAGUCCGACCCGGGUCACCUGCUUCCUGUAGAGGGCGAGUGCCCAGGCUGCCGUCACUCAUUGCUUUGGGGGAGUUUGAUUCGCCACAAAAAUGGCUGCUACGGCGACCUAGAAGAGAUUACUUCAAAUUCUUCUCAGAAUCAUUGGGCAGAUGAGUUGCAGAUUUGAACAAUACUGAUGCUGACGACUAAUUUUAACAGAAAUGGGCAAAACUAAAGGUUUUAACUGCUACCUCAGGCUAAAUGAAUUUGAUCUUGGCUUAUCAUGAGUAUAUCAUCUAAUGUCCUGAAUCCACAUGUAUCAGGAUUAGUUUAUUGUUUUUAAUCAUUGAAGGGUCAUUCCUUGAAUAUAAAUAUUAAGACAUGAAUAAUGCCUUUGUUUUUUUAAAUGACAUAAUGAAUCUUGAUGUAAGCAAUGUUUUUGACAUCUCCAUAUCUUGUACUAUGAAAAUAUUUAUUAAGUUUUAAAUAUAUUAAUUUAUUUUCAUCAUUAGUUUCAUUUG
Clarias gariepinus (North African catfish) is the source of this 1378-nucleotide messenger RNA. It is a transcript of the gene slx1b, whose product is annotated as SLX1 homolog B, structure-specific endonuclease subunit. NCBI's taxonomy places the organism in Eukaryota, Metazoa, Chordata, Actinopteri, Siluriformes, Clariidae. The transcript is spliced from 5 exons. The record is from RefSeq and is a predicted model, not a curated record. Gene Ontology annotation, molecular function: crossover junction DNA endonuclease activity; 5'-flap endonuclease activity. Gene Ontology annotation, biological process: double-strand break repair via homologous recombination. The coding region runs from base 253 to 1044 and encodes 263 amino acids. Gene Ontology annotation, cellular component: Slx1-Slx4 complex.